Drepanopeziza brunnea f. sp. 'multigermtubi' MB_m1 is the source of this 687-nucleotide messenger RNA. RefSeq lists its product as uncharacterized. Lineage: Eukaryota; Fungi; Ascomycota; Leotiomycetes; Helotiales; Drepanopezizaceae. The record is from RefSeq and is a predicted model, not a curated record. Gene Ontology annotation, molecular function: acyltransferase activity, transferring groups other than amino-acyl groups.
AUGCCGUCAUCGACGGUCAGCUUGAUUGCCUGGGAUCCAGAGUCCCCGGCCCACGUCGGGCGCUUGUUCCAGCAGCGUGUCGCUUGCGGGUGGAAAUCGGACUGCGUCGAGAGCUGGAGGCAUCUGCAGAGGCAGGGCAAGAUGGCGAUCCAGUGGGUGGUCUUAUCCGACGACGACGACGCAGCAAAACUCUCUCGGCACACGCUCAGAUACCCCAUGGAGAGCACGCCCAUCCUCGACACGGCACUCGCCCUCGGUAGCAAGCCGCGCGCGCCCACGUCCGCUGCUUUUAUCCCCAUCGGUCACAUCUCCCUGGACUCGGAAUGUGCGUUUGAGGAGCAGGCCGAUGCGUCGAGGGGGACCUACUGCAUCACCUCCUUCUACAUCUCUGCGGCGCUGCAAGGCAGUGGGCUUGGUCGUGCGGCCAUGGACCGGGUCGAGAGGGAGGCAGUGAAGGAGCCGCUGCAUGCGAAGGUCUUGACUUUGGAUACGCUGUCGAACUCGAGCAUGAGUAAGGAGACCUUUGAGGAGAUGGGGCUCCCGGAGCCGAAGAUGUCGAACCAAGACUGGUAUGAGAGACGUGGGUACAAAGCCUGGAAGCUCAUGAGAGGCGACAUCAAGUGGACUGAUUCUGGAAACAAAGACUGGUUCCUCGAUCGCGUCUUGAUGAGAAAGACGGUUGCGUAG